This is a messenger RNA of Coccomyxa subellipsoidea C-169, 393 nucleotides long. RefSeq names its product histone-fold-containing protein. The record is from RefSeq and is a predicted model, not a curated record. Lineage: Eukaryota; Viridiplantae; Chlorophyta; Trebouxiophyceae; Coccomyxaceae. Gene Ontology annotation, molecular function: DNA binding; protein heterodimerization activity; structural constituent of chromatin. Gene Ontology annotation, cellular component: nucleosome. The annotation marks the transcript as partial. The transcript has 4 exons.
GGUCGCGGGAAGGGCAAGUCAGGCAAGAAGCAGGUCAGCCGCUCCGCAAAGGCUGGCCUUCAGUUCCCUGUGGGCCGUAUUGCCCGCUACCUGAAGAAGGGAAAGUACGCGUCACGUGUGGGCGCUGGAGCUCCCGUCUACCUAGCAGCUGUGUUGGAGUACCUGGCUGCUGAGGUCCUUGAGCUGGCAGGCAACGCUGCCCGCGACAACAAGAAGACCCGCAUCAUCCCCCGCCACAUCCAGCUGGCUGUGCGCAACGAUGAGGAGCUGAGCAAGCUGCUGGGCAAUGUCACCAUCGCCUCCGGUGGUGUCCUCCCCAACAUCCACAGUGUGCUGCUGCCCAAGACCAAGGGCAAGAAGGAGGGAGCCUCUGGAGCUGUGUCCCAGGAGUUC